Messenger RNA from Rhea pennata, 2742 nucleotides. RefSeq names its product transcriptional repressor CTCF-like. Gene Ontology annotation, biological process: regulation of DNA-templated transcription. The transcript is spliced from 15 exons. Lineage: Eukaryota; Metazoa; Chordata; Aves; Rheiformes; Rheidae. The record is from RefSeq and is a predicted model, not a curated record. Gene Ontology annotation, molecular function: DNA-binding transcription factor activity, RNA polymerase II-specific; RNA polymerase II cis-regulatory region sequence-specific DNA binding.
AUGGCCGGCAGCUGGCUGUACGCAGCAGUGUGUGACCACGGCAUGGAGGCUCGCACAGAGGAAUGUGCGGCCAAGGACUCCUGCUCCCGAGGGAAACACCAUCUGCCCCAAGUACCCAGGGCCAAUGAAAGUAAACCCAGGGAGGAGAGAGUCGAGAUCAAAACGCCUGCAGCCAGAGUGCACGUGCCCUGUCUGGCCGGCUGCCCCUGGGUAGAGGAGGAUGGCAAAAGGAGACUCCUGUAUCCAGCUGAAGUCCAGAAGAUGCAGCAGGAGUGCAAAGCCUGCCAGGAAAUAGCGGCGAAAAUCUGCAAGCUUCUGGAGAAGUGGGAUAUGGGAUACUUCUGGGAUGCAUAUGCCAACCAAACUACACGGCCAGGCUGGAGGAACGAGUAUCACCACUGGACGGGAGGGAUCAGUGUGGAAGAUCCACUGCUGGCCAAAAGGGAAAGGCUGGAGAGUACGGCCAAGAUGCAGGACCAUUACGAAAGGCUUUUCUUGGGGAAGGAGGCCCUUCAGGCCACCAUGGGCACUUCUGCGUCAAAGCUUGGGAGCUCUUCUCCAGAAGCCCAGCAAGAAGGUGAAACGGAAGGUGAGGCAGUUGAAGCUAUUGUGGAAGAAUCAGAAACUUUUAUUAAGGGAAAAGAGAGAAAAACCUAUCAAAGACGCCGUGAAGCUGGGCAGGAGGACGAUGCUUGUCAUAUACCACCAAACCAAGCAGAUGGGGGUGAAGUAGUUCAGGAUGUCAAUAGUGGUGUGCAGAUGGUUAUGAUGGAACAGUUGGAUCCAACACUUCUUCAAAUGAAGACUGAAGUAAUGGAAGGUGCAGUGCCUCAGAAAACGGAGGCUACAGUGGAUGACACACAGAUCAGAACACCUCAGGUUGUUAAUAUGGAAGAGCAGCCUAUAAAUCUUGGUGAGCUUCAGCUGGUCCAAGUACCAGUUCCAGUGACUGUACCUGUUGCCACCACUUCUGUGGAAGAACUUCAGGGAGCAUAUGAAAAUGAGGUUUCCAAAGGAGGCCUGCAAGAGGGAGAGCCCAUGAUCUGUCACACUCCUCCUUUACCAGAAGGCUUCCAGGCAGUGAAAGUGGGUGCAAAUGGUGAGGUGGAGACACCGGAACAAGGUGAACGUCAGCCCCAAGAAGAUCCUAAUUGGCAAAAAGAUCCAGACUAUCAGCCACCAGCCAAAAAAACAAAGAAAAACGAAAAGAGUAAGCUACGCUACACUGAGGAAGGCAAAGAUGUGGAUGUCUCUGUGUAUGACUUUGAAGAGGAGCAACAGGAGGGUUUGUUGUCUGAGGUCAAUGCAGAAAAAGUAGUGGGUAACAUGAAGCCACCUAAACCAACAAAAAUCAGAAAGAAAGGUGUAAAAAAGACAUUCCAGUGCAAGCUGUGCAGUUACACUUGUUCACGUCGUUCUAACUUGGACUGUCAUAUGAAAAGCCACACUGAUGAACGACCACAUAAGUGCCAUCUCUGUGGCAGGGCUUUUCGGACAGUCAAAUUACUGAGGAAGCACCUCCACACUCACACAGGUACACGCCCUCACAAGUGCCCAGAUUGCGACAUGGCCUUUGUGACCAGUGGAGAGUUGGUUCGGCAUCGCCGCUACAAACACACCCACGAGAAACCAUUCAAAUGCUCAAUGUGUGAUUAUGCUAGUGUGGAGGUUGCCAAACUGAAAUGCCACAUUCGUUCUCACACUGGAGAGCGUCCGUUCCAGUGCAGCUUGUGCAGCUAUGCCAGCAGGGAUACUUACACGCUGAAGGGGCACAUGAGGACCCACUCUGGAGAGAAGCCAUAUGAAUGUUACAUCUGCCAUGCUCGCUUCACUCGGAGUGGUACCAUGAAGAUGCACAUUUUACAGAAACAUACGGAGAAUGUGGCCAAAUUUCACUGUCCUCACUGUGAUACUGUUAUAGCAAGAAAGAGGGACUUGGGUGUCCAUUUGCGAAAGCAGCAUUCCUACAUUGAACAGGGCAAGAAGUGUCGAUACUGUGAUGCUGUGUUUCAUGAGCGAUAUGCCCUCAAACAGCAUCAAAAGUCUCACAAGAAUGAGAAGCGCUUCAAGUGUGACCAGUGUGAUUAUGCAUGCAGGCAGGAGUGGCACAUGAUCAUGCAUAAAUGGACCCAUACUGGAGAAAAGCCUUAUGCCUGUAGCCAUUGUGAUAAAACCUUCCGUCAAAAACAGCACCUUGAUAAGCACUUCAAACGAUACCAUGAUCCCAACUUUGUCCCUGCUGCAUUUGUCUGUUCCAAGUGUGGUAAAACUUUCACUCGCAGGAACACAAUGGCCAGACAUGCUGAUAAUUGUUCUGGCCCAGAUGAUGGGGAAGGAGAGAAUGGAGGAGAGACAAAGAAGGGCAAACGUGGCAGAAAGAGAAAAAUGCGCUCUAAGAAAGAAGAUUCCUCUGACAGUGGUAAGAUUCAGCUCAGUACCUUCUUAGCAUUACAGGCUUCUGCUGAAGUAGACAGACUGGAGGUGCAUGCCAGCCCUGGAACCAGUAAAAAUCUGUCAUUUUCUUCCUUCUCCCCAUCCCCUUUCUUUUUUGCCCUUCUAGCUGCAGCAAUCAUUCAGGUUGAAGACCAGAACACUGGUGAAAUUGAAAAUACUAUAGUUGAAGUAAAGAAAGAACCUGAUGCAGAAACAGUAGAGGAAGAAGAAGAAGCUUAACCUGCUGUAGUGGAAGCUCCCAGUGGAGACCUCACUCCUGAGAUGAUUCUCAGCAUGAUGGACCGGUGA